This is a messenger RNA of Priapulus caudatus, 704 nucleotides long. RefSeq lists its product as uncharacterized. Lineage: Eukaryota; Metazoa; Priapulida; Priapulimorpha; Priapulimorphida; Priapulidae. The coding region runs from base 48 to 704 and encodes 218 amino acids. The record is from RefSeq and is a predicted model, not a curated record. The transcript is spliced from 9 exons.
ACGGAGCCGUAGAUGUGUCCGUGUCCGGCAUCGCCGCCGGCGGUCACAUGGCGCAGCAGAUGCUCAUCUCACACUCUAGCUACGUCACAGGAGCAGCUGUCAUCGCCGCAGGUCCCUACUUCUGCGCCGGCGGCAGCCUCGAGAUCUCGCGAGAUGCUUGCGUGGCAAACGCGUCGAAAAUCGACGCCAUGCAGCUUGUUGACAUGACCUUUGCCCUCGGUGACAUGGAACACAUUGAUAACCCUGAACACCUGGAAAAGGCUAAGGUUUUCCUGCUGGCUGGAAAACACGAUGAGCGAGUUAACCCAGAAGUGGUGAAAAAAACGCAGGAAUUCUACGAAUUUUUUCUACCAGCCGAGAACGUGAAGGCAGAGUACGAGAUAGCAGCAGGCCACGGAAUUCCCACAGAGAGUCACGGCUGUGAGUGCAGGGAGAGCCGGCGUCCUUUGCUCAACAACUGUGGCUACAACACCGCCUACGCUCUUCUCAGCCACAUCUACGGACACUUAGAGAAACCGUCUAGUGACGUGGAAUUAAAGGGAGAGUUCAUAGAGUUCGACCAGAGAGAAUACUUUGACGAUUCCAACGUUGCGAUAUCUAUGAGCGGAUUCGGUGCUGGCUACGUACCGAGCGCCUGCCGUGAUCAAUCAGGCGCGGCGUGCGGCGUACUUGUGCAGAUGGAGUCGUUGUCGUAUCAGAAUUGA